Messenger RNA from Suhomyces tanzawaensis NRRL Y-17324, 1530 nucleotides. RefSeq names its product glucose sensor (gene HGT4). The transcript has a single exon. The annotation marks the transcript as partial. Gene Ontology annotation, molecular function: carbohydrate:proton symporter activity. Gene Ontology annotation, cellular component: membrane. Lineage: Eukaryota; Fungi; Ascomycota; Pichiomycetes; Serinales; Debaryomycetaceae. Gene Ontology annotation, biological process: carbohydrate transport; transmembrane transport. The record is from RefSeq and is a predicted model, not a curated record.
AUGUGGAAAAGCCUCGAAAGAUUACUAUACGAUAACACCAUAGAGGAGGAGCACUAUCGGAAAAUCCGACAGAAAUCGUCCUCCAACUCGGCCAUCAUCGUGGGUCUCGUAUCCGCGAUGGGUGGCUUCUUGUACGGCUACGAUACCGGCUUGAUCAACGACAUCCUCGAGAUGUCCUACGUCACAAACACCUUUCCUGGAAACGGCGUGUCGUUCAGUACCCACGAGCGUGCCAUCAUCACCGCCAUUUUGUCGUUGGGCACUUUUGUGGGCGCCUUGAUAGCCCCGCUCAUUUCCGACAACUUCGGCAGGAAGUUCUCCAUCAUCUUGUCCUCGGCCUUCCUCUUCACCCUUGGCAACAUGUUCCAGACCAUCUCGUCCACCGUGACCUUUCUUUGCGUGGGAAGAGCCAUUUCUGGCCUUGCGGUGGGCAUCUUGUCCGCCAUCGUGCCCUUGUACCAAGCCGAGGCCUCGCCCAAGUGGGUCAGAGGUUCCGUUGUGUUCACCUAUCAGUGGGCCAUCACCUGGGGAUUACUAAUCGCUAGUGCAGUAUGCCAAGGAACAAGAAAAAUGAAUAACUCAGCCUCAUACAGAAUCCCCGUGGGACUCCAGUUUUUAUGGGCUUUGAUCCUCGCUACCGGCAUGUUGUUCUUGCCCGAGUCCCCCAGAUACUACGUUCUCAAAAAUAAUGUGCCCAAAGCACUAGAAAGCUUGGUCAAAUUGCGUAGAUUGCCUGCAGAUGACGCAGAUUUGAUCGAGGAGUUGGUGGAGAUCAAAGCCAACUACGACUACGAAAUGUCUUUUGGGAAAACCACGCUUCUCGACUGUUUCAGAAGCGGUGGUGGUAGACACAAGCAGGGUCUUAGAAUGCUAACUGGAAUAGGUGUUCAUGCCUUCCAGCAAUGCACAGGAAUCAAUUUCAUUUUCUACUACGGAGUCAACUUUUUUGCCAGCUCCGGGGUCAAAAACUACUACAUCAUGUCAUUUGUCACCUAUCUUGUCAAUACGAUUUUCACAAUUCCAGGAAUGAUCAUGGUCGAUAUCCUAGGAAGAAGACUGUUGAUGCUAUGGGGAGGAGUGGGUAUGUCAGCGUCCAACUUCAUAGUGGCGGUGGUGGGAGUUUCCGCCACCAACAAAGAAGUUUCCUCCAUCCUAAGCAUCAUCUUCUCGUGCUGUUUUAUUGCAUGUUUUGCCAGUUCUUGGGGUGGUGCAGUCUGGGCCAUUGCCUCUGAUAUCUACGGUAUCAGUAUCCGUCAGAAAGCAGUGUCCAUAACCGCAGCCACCAACUGGAUUGUCAACUUUAUUUUUGCAUACAUCACACCCUACCUCAUCGAUACAGGCCAACACACCGCUGCUUUGGGUAACAGAAUCUUCUUCAUAUGGGGAGGUUUGAAUGCAGCAGGGGUUAUCUUCUCGUACUUUACGGUGUAUGAAACAAAGGGGUUGAAGUUGGAAGAAGUGGAUUACAUGUAUGCCAACUGUCGCAAUGCCAGAGUGUCCACCGAGUUCAAAUCCAGAAAGAUCGACUAU